AUGCAUCAGGACAAAGGAAGGAUUUAUUAUGGCAGAUUUGUCCAAAGAGAAAAAUUAAGCUAAGGUUCUUUUGGAGUAGUAUACAUUUGUCACGAUAAAGUAACAAGGGAAUAUAUUGCUAUGAAAGUGGAGAAAGAAAAUAAAGAUUUAAUGAGUUUAGAACGAGAAAUUUAAAUAAUUGAAGAACUAAGAGGAAUAGCAGGUGUUCCGAAGUUAUAUUGGUAUGGAAAUGAGUAUAAUCAAAAUUGCAUGGCUAUGCAAUUACUUGGAAGAGACCUGGCACAUUAUUAAAAGAAAUUUAAGAAACUCUCACUAAAAACAGUGUGUAACUUAGCUGAAUAAUUACUAACGAUUCUUGAAGAGAUUCAUAAAAGGGGUGUAAUUCAUAGGGAUAUAAAGCCAGAAAAUAUAUUGAUGGGAAGAGGAAAUGAUUAACAGUAAGUUUAUUUCGUUGAUUUUGGUAUAUCUAAGAAAUUUCGUAAUAACAAUCAACAUAUGUAAAAUUAUCUUUUAUGCAGUUCAUUCUAAGAAAAAAAGUCUUUUAUUGGUACAACUAGAUAUGCAAGUAUUUCUGCUCAUAAGGGUUAUGAACUAUCUAGAAGGGAUGACUUAGAAAGUUUAGGAUAUGUUUUUAUUUAUUUAUUAAGAGGGAAUUUACCAUGGUAGAACAUUAUCUCAUAAUCAGAUAAGGAGAAAACAAAACUAGUUGGCAAAUUCAAAAUGGAACUAGAAUUAAAAGAUUUAUGUAAAGGAUUACCCAAUGAAUUUCAAAGAUAUUUAGACUAUGUUUACAAAUUAAAAUUCACAUCUACACCAGACUAUUAAUAUUUAUUAGGUUUAAUUUAAAAAGCAGCUCAACAAAACAAUAUUAGUUUUGAUAGAAAAUUUGAUUGGAUGGACAAUCAAACUAGUUCUACAAAAUCUUCAGAUUAAGCUUAAUAAUCAUUUAAUGAUAUUGAUGUAUCAAACAUUUAAAGUGAUUAUCUCAAAUUACCAGAUUUGAAAAAAAGUGAAAGACGAAAAUCUUAUCAAAUGGAUUAAAGUUCUUAAUAAUCUUCAGUGGUUCUCAAUUAUGCACCUUCAAUUGUAUCAAAAGGAAAUAGUAGAAAUUUUUAGAGAUCUCGAUAAAAUUCAAAAUAAUCUUAUUCCAGAGAAUCUUCAUUAAUAAAAUAACCUUUGGAGUCAAAAUUUCAAGGACCAUUAUUUCAAAAUAGAGAAUUUCGAGAUUUUGAUGAAAUCGAAAACAAAGAGAAAGUCAAUCCAAUCAAAUUUUCCGAUUUUGAUGAUUUGGAUGAUGAAAUGAAUGAUGAUAGACAAAUUCCUCUAGGGUUUGGAAAUAUAUAGGUUCAUUUUAAAGAGCAUUUAUCUAAAUAAUGA
Paramecium tetraurelia is the source of this 1377-nucleotide messenger RNA. RefSeq lists its product as uncharacterized. Gene Ontology annotation, biological process: signal transduction; endocytosis; peptidyl-serine phosphorylation. NCBI's taxonomy places the organism in Eukaryota, Ciliophora, Oligohymenophorea, Peniculida, Parameciidae. Gene Ontology annotation, molecular function: ATP binding; protein serine/threonine kinase activity. The transcript is spliced from 5 exons. Gene Ontology annotation, cellular component: cytoplasm; nucleus. The record is from RefSeq and is a predicted model, not a curated record.